Messenger RNA from Linderina pennispora, 576 nucleotides. RefSeq lists its product as uncharacterized. Bases 1 to 576 code for a protein of 191 amino acids. The record is from RefSeq and is a predicted model, not a curated record. Lineage: Eukaryota; Fungi; Kickxellomycota; Kickxellomycetes; Kickxellales; Kickxellaceae. The transcript has a single exon.
AUGCAGUUCUUCGCCACUACCGUCGCCUUCCUCGCCGCUGCCAUGACUACCUCUGCCGCGCCUGCAUUUGGUAGCAGUUUCACUAUCUCUGCAUCCAAGGAUGCUACAAUUGGGAUGAGCCAGAACAGUUACUACACCGCCCAGGGCACGGCAAAGACACUUGACGCGUCCAACAAACCUGACAACGUUUCCGAGAUCCUGAUCGGGUUCUCUCUGCCAGAUCAGGCGGUGCAGAACUCCAACUACAUCACAAAGUGCACACUGGACUUGCCGUUCUUCCAGACUCCGGGACAUGGGCUGACCAAGAUCAUGGCUAUCCGUGCAGAGGGCAGCUGGGACGAAGCGCGUGUUUCUGGAGCCAACAAGCCUGCCAAGGUUGGUGACUAUAGUGAGUAUACUAUUGACUCAAAUGAGGACUUCAGGCUGGAUGUUACAGCCAUGUGCAAGGAGGCUGGGAGCCAAGGCGGUGAGCUCUCGUUCUACAUCGCCAGCCCCGACGUCCCGUACGCUGCUACGUCGCGUGAGGGUGGUCGGCCUGCAGCCCUGGACUUCGAGGUCUAUUUCCCAGGCAACUGA